Molecule: messenger RNA, 4155 nt
Organism: Capra hircus (goat)
Lineage: Eukaryota; Metazoa; Chordata; Mammalia; Artiodactyla; Bovidae
Gene: SYBU
Product: syntabulin
Exons: 7
Coding region: 1754-3397 (547 amino acids)
Biological process (GO): synapse maturation; axonal transport of mitochondrion
Cellular component (GO): cytoplasmic microtubule; vesicle
Source: RefSeq, a predicted model, not a curated record
CCGGAGGGCUCGAUGGCUGUGUCAGCGAGCGCCGGAGGGAGAGGAGAGGUGGGCACUGCGGGGAGGGACGCGGAUCAGGUGAGAGCUGGAGGGAUGACCUUUAGGGUUGCGGUGGACGGGGACACCGAGGUGGCGGGCGCAAUAAGAAAGCAGGGGACUGUCGCCCAGGUGAUGAGAUCCGAGGCCCGGGAGAUGGGGAGGUAGUACGGUGUUUGGAGGGUUGACACUGAGGAUUAAAAAAAUGGACUCCGAAGGGUUAAUCCCAUUCCCUGAAAUUGGAGAUUGGGGAUCUAGCUCUCAAUCGUCGUCCUCCGUGUGUGAUGUGACUAAAAAGGAUUUGAUAUGCUGGUGACUGAGAAAUAAGAACUCCAGCAUUGGUUCUGGGUCCGCCUGGUGCCCAGCGGAGCGGCUGGCGUGUGAUACCUGCCGGGUGACAGCACAGAUUCCAGGCUGGGUGCGGCUCUCACCCCUGGAUAGGGCGGGUGCCUGAGCGACCUCGGGAGUUACCCGCGGCUGGGACUUUCCCUUCAAUUCCUGCACUGUGAGGGCCUCUCAGAGGUGUUUACUUUGGCAGCGACCCUUCCUGGUAAGCCUCGUGGAAAUGAGCAGGAGGUCAUGUUUCCACAGUGUUCGUUACCUAAUCCAAAGCCCUUUUUCAGUUGCAGAGGUUGGAGGGAGCGGUGGGUUUUUUUCUGCAGAGAGCCGGUCCUGGGAGUCCAUUUUAAUAGGGAAGGGUGGGGGUGACCCCGACCGACCAGCUCUUGACUGCAGGCUCCCGUUUGCUUCUAGGUGAUGUGCAGCAGUCUUGGCUGAGCAUCUCUGCCUCUUUUAGCUUCAGUUUCCUCAUCUGUAAAUAGGGACGCAAAUUAGUGUUCUCUCCGUGGCCUCUGUUGUCGGAAAAAUUAAACAAAAUGAUGGCUGGCAAAGCACUUUAAAAAUGGGAAAAUAUUACUGAAAUACUGCUUUGGGGCAUUUUCAAAGCCCUCUGCACUUGAUGCUGUGUUUUGAAGGAGAGAGAGAGGGAGAAAAAAUGUCUUCAUUUGAGUGUCCUGUAAAGAAACAAAAGCUAAACAUGAUGAGAAAGGCGGAGCCAUCUUACCCGGUAUUGAAUUUUUGUUUGCUUUUCUGUUGGCAACAAGCCUUGUGUACCAGGAUAUUAAUGAAUAAUUAAAAUCCUGGCCGGAAGAGGAGGUGCAUUUGAAAGAUAAGGCUGCAUGAUCUAUCUAGGGAAACUGUUUCAGGUAUAGGGGGUCUGCUUUGUCAGGAGACAGGAAAACAGAAGUCAGAUUGUCACAGCUAAUUCAGGGAAAGCAAAAUGGAAGUCUGGAGGAAAUCAAGUAAUAAUCAGAGUGUGCUGCGAGUUAUAAAGAGCCUUUGAGAGAGCUGAAAGCUUGAAUGUGCUAGGAAAAGCCAGAAUGGCAAGGAGCUGAGAGUCCAGCGUCAUGAGAAGGAGAUUGCCCGAAGCCGGAUUCCCCGCUUGAUUCUUCGGCCCCAUCUGCCUCAGCAACAGCACAAGGUGUCCCCAGCCUCUGAGUCUCCUUUCUCGGAGGAAGAGAGCAGAGAGUUCAACCCCAGCAGCUCUGGGCGCUCAGCGAGGACCGUGAGCAGCAACAGCUUCUGCUCAGAUGACACAGGCUGCCCUAGUAGCCAGUCAGUAUCGCCUGUGAAGACGCCCUCGGAUGCUGGGAACAGCCCCAUUGGCUUUUGCCCUGGAAGUGAUGAAGACUUUACCAGAAAGAAAUGCACAAUUGGAAUGGUUGGUGAGGGAAGCCUCCAAUCAGUGCGACACAAGAAGGAACCGAAGUCAGGCCUUGUAAAGCCAGGUAGUGAAGCCGAUUUUAGCUCCUCGAGCAGCACCGGCAGCAUCUCGGCUCCUGAGGUCCCCAUGUCUGCCACCGGGAGCAAGCGGUCCUCUUUCUCACGCAAUCGAGGUCCCCAUGGGCGGAGCAAUGGAGCUUCGUCCUACAAGUCUGGCAACAGCCCACCCUCCCCACGGGAGAAAGACCUUCUGGCCAUGCUCUGCAGGAACCAGCUGAGCCCGGUUAACAUCCACCCCAGUUAUGCGCCUUCUUCCCCGAGCAGCAGCAACUCGGGCUCGUACAAAGGAAGCGACUGUAGCCCUGUCAUGAGGCGGUCUGGAAGGUACAUGUCCUGUGGUGAAAACCAUGGUGUCAAACCCCCAAAUCCUGAGCAGUACUUGACUCCUCUGCAGCAGAAGGAGGUUACGGUGAGACACCUGAAGACCAAGCUCAAGGAGUCUGAGCGCCGUCUGCAUGAGAGGGAGAGUGAGAUCGUGGAGCUGAAGUCCCAGCUGGCCCGAAUGCGUGAGGACUGGAUUGAGGAAGAGUGCCAUCGGGUGGAGGCCCAGCUGGCCCUCAAGGAGGCCCGGAAGGAGAUCAAGCAACUCAAACAGGUCAUCGAAACGAUGCGGAGCAGCCUGGCCGAUAAAGACAAAGGCAUUCAGAAAUAUUUUGUGGACAUCAACAUUCAGAACAAGAAGCUGGAGUCGCUCCUCCAGAGCAUGGAGAUGGCGCACAGCGGCUCGCUGAGGGAUGAGCUGUGCCUCGACUUCCCCUGUGAGUCCCCGGAGAAGGGCUUAGUCCUCGGCGCGGCCUUGGGGCCGUCGGAGGAUGCUCUGUCCCCAGAGGAGCCGGCCACGGAAGAAGGGGCCGACAGCGAGUUGCUGGGGGCAGACGGCGCGGCCCCCGGCGAGGAUGUGUUGGAGGAGCUGGUGACAGGCGCCAUCCCGGAGCCGGAGCUGCCGGGCGCCGAGGUCCUGGCGCUGGGCGGCGAGGCGGCGGCGGUGGGCCGCCGAGGGCGCCGCGCGGUGGCGGAGCGGGCGGUGCAGACCGACGUGGUGCCCUACAGCCCGGCCUUCUCCGAGCUUCUCCGGCACGUGCUCCGGCUGCAGGAUCCCUGGCCCUCCUCCAGCGCCGCGACCCCCGACGAGGAGUCCGGGGACGACUCGACCGAAAGCUUCCCGGAACCCAUCUCCGCCUUCGUGGUCGAUUUAACUCCCCGGAAUCCAAACUCGGCCAUCCUUUUGUCUCCCGUGGAGACCCCGUCCCCCGCGGCGGGUCCCGUGGCGCGUGGGAACCGCCUCAUGAGAGAGCUGGACUUUGCCGGCUGGGAGGCGGCGGCGGAGGAGGAGGAGGUGAGGCUGGACGGCCCGGGCCCCCUGGCCCGCGCAGGGGGCAUCGCCGGGCGCUACUGGAGCCGCAGCUUCCUGGUGGAUCUGCUGGCCGUGGGGGCCCCCGUGGUCCCCACCGUGCUGUGGGCGUUCAGUACUCAGAGGGGGGGCACGGAUCCCCUGUACAACAUCGGGGCCCUGCUACGGGGCUGCUGCCUGGUGGCCCUGCACUCACUCCGCCGCACCACCGAGCACAUCAAAACCUAAACAGACGAUGUGGCUUCGGUGGGGUGGGCCCGCCUGCCCCCACCCCGUGUGGCACGGUGCCCGGUGGAGAAGCCGCAGGGUCGACCGGUGGCGGGCCUGGUUCUGUCGUUCUUUGCUCCUCGGUAUUUGAUUUGCACUAUAUUUAGUUGAAAGCCUGUUCCCUGUUGAAAACCGGAGGUAUCUUCAAAGGCAUGGAGACCUGGUUCCAGUCAAUGUCCCACCGGUGUGAUAGAGAAAGCAUGUUUGUGACCCUGCCCUUGUCGUCCGAGGUACCCCUGCUUAUUAUCCUAGUGGUUCAGGAAGAGAAAAUGCAGAGUUUGCACUUUCAAGACAGCUUCUGUAAGGCUGGCAUGUUAUCUCCUUGCUUUGCUUUGUCCCGUUUUUCAAAAAUGUGUAAUUGUUAACAGCAUUCCAAUGGUCUUGUGCAUAGCAGGGGACUGUAACCAAAAAUAAAAAUGUAUUUGUGUAAUGGGUUGGAAGAAGUCUUGAAUAGCUCUUUAGUGUCUUACUUGGGGUUGAUAAGGUUUGAGUGUUUGCAGUUUUUUUUAACUAAAUGUAGCUCCAGAGUCUGAAAUGGCUUGUGUGUUCCUAAACCUGGUAAUUGAUGAAACUGUAUGUAAGGUUUACAUUGUAUUAACUUAUUUUUUGCUUAUUAUAUAUAGUGUUUUGUUGAAAAUCAUUUGUAACCACACACUUCAGCAUGAUGAAAAUAGAGAUUAGUGUUUCCAUUGAAAUAAAUGUUCUAUCCUCCUAUAAAA